GGAAAUACCAAACGCUGUGGCUAACAAAGAUAACCAGAACCAGAGCCAGCAGAGUUGGAGUGGCCUCUCUCUCUCUCUCUCUGUCUCUCUCUCUGCUGUGGAGUGUGGAGAGAAUUAUGGUGUCCACUUCCCCAUCUAUAACCUCUUCAUCUCCUUCAUUUCCUUCGAGCUCGAGCAGUAACUCCUCGCCCACAUACGCUUGCAUCAGAAUCAGACCGUUCAAUCACUCAAAGCACCAUCUUUUUCGAUUUCGGCGAACACCCAGGUUGGCUCUGAAACUGUGCGCUUCAGCUUCGAAGCAGUCGAUCGAGGAUGGUUCGGCUGACAAGUUCUUGGAGAACAAUUCGAUAGCCGACUUCAUGAGGUUCAAGAGAGGGAGUCGUAAGGGCAAUGGAGAGCUGCAGACUGCCGUUGUCAGCUACCGAAAGACGUUCCCUUGGUCUCUUCUCUGGCCUUUUCUUCAGGUUGAUUUGGUAUCAACAAUUCAUAUCGCUGAUAAAGAGUACUUUUCCACCCUCCAGAGAGAACUUGAGCCCUAUGAUUGUGUGCUUUAUGAGAUGGUGGCUAGCAGAGAGAGUUUGGAGAACAGAAGAAGCCCUGUAGCCACAAAGAGACUUAAGAGUUCACGUGUACGAGGAUUUAACAUUUUGGGAUGCAUCCAACGACAGAUGGCGCGGAUUCUAAUGCUUGAUUUCCAGUUGGAUUGUCUUGAUUAUCAAGCUGAGAAUUGGUACCACGCGGAUCUUGACUUUGAGACCUUCAAGUUACUUCAGCUUGAAAAAGGCGAAAGCUUUUUCACCUUCGCGAGAGAUAUGACCCUUAGAUCGACAAAAGCUAUGAUCCAACCCGCUUCAUUUCCCGAAGAUCUUGGUCCCUGGAGAUCGAAGCUCCUUUGGGCUUCGAGGGUGCUACCGAUGCCACUUGUUGGUCUUCUCAUCAUCGGAAGUGUCUGUGCAGACGUCGGAAGUCAGGCAUCAGAAUAUCCAGAACUAGAAGCUUUGUCGAGACUUGACUUGGGUGCUGCAAUGAAGGUUUUCUUGGCAAGGCGGCUGACAUCUGAGUUCACGCAAGUGACGGUAGACGUGGAGGAAAAGUCUGUCAUCAUCGGCGAGAGAAACAAAGCGGCGAUCGAGGCGCUAAGAAGGGCGAUCGAAGACGGGCACGGAAGAAUCGCAAUACUCUACGGGGGUGGUCACAUGCCAGACUUGGGGAGGCGGCUGAGAGAAGAAUUUGACCUAAUUCCAACUCAAGUGCAAUGGAUAACUGCCUGGUCCAUAAUGAACCGAGAAAUAGAGAACAGCCAGAUUCCAUUCUUGAAGACCAUGGCUGAAGUCUCGGGAUGGCCUUUGAACCGGUAUCAAACCCUGGCUCUACUGAUAUUUUCCUCGGUUCUUGCCGUAGAUCUGUGGUUCUGGGAGCUGUUCUUUGGCACCACAGUUAGCUGGAUUUCAGAUGCUGCCACAGAGCUUUCUCAGUACAUUGACAGUUUACAGGUAAUGUAGAUACGAGUACUGGGAAUCAAUUUGAUCAAGCUGAAUUGAUCAGAAUGGCAGGAUUUGGCGAAUGCCAUUUGCCCAUGUAAAUACAUUGCGCUUCUGUGAUCGAACACUAUUGUUUUUGCAAAGGGCAAACACAGAUAAAAUUUGAUGGGUUUCCAGCCA
Molecule: messenger RNA, 1661 nt
Organism: Rhodamnia argentea
Lineage: Eukaryota; Viridiplantae; Streptophyta; Magnoliopsida; Myrtales; Myrtaceae
Exons: 5
Coding region: 117-1502 (461 amino acids)
Source: RefSeq, a predicted model, not a curated record